Lineus longissimus is the source of this 1249-nucleotide messenger RNA. RefSeq names its product nudC domain-containing protein 2-like. The coding region runs from base 297 to 716 and encodes 139 amino acids. Gene Ontology annotation, cellular component: cytoplasm. Lineage: Eukaryota; Metazoa; Nemertea; Pilidiophora; Heteronemertea; Lineidae. Gene Ontology annotation, biological process: protein folding. The record is from RefSeq and is a predicted model, not a curated record. The transcript has 4 exons.
CAACGUAGUUAUUAUAGCACGAAAUAUGAGUCUAAAAUGCCAAAUACUUGCAACUAUUAUGUUAAUCACUGAAAUCUUAGUGUACUAAUUGCUCGCUAUAAGCUAGGUUAUUGCGCCCCUAAACCAACGUACUGACAACGCUACCUCCCCGGAACUCAAACUUUAACUGAACAGUGACCAGCCCACCAGGUAGAAUAUCCAUGACACCUCCUUGAAACACUCUUGAUCUGACCUCGCACAUUUUUUUUUACUCGUUACUCCUCAUUAACUUUUGAUCAAUGUAGCCAGAAUAUCAAAUGGCUGAUUUCGAUGAAAGAAGUAGUACAGUGACAGUUGACACUAAUUGGGGGAGCUGGUUUCAGACAAUUGAUGAAGUAUUUGUUGAAAUUGAUGUGAAUGAGGGGACAAGAGGCAAAGAUGUGAAGUGUGACAUCACUUCAAAGAAAAUGAGGGUGACAGUUCUUGGGAAGGUAGUCAUAGAGGGUGAAUUCCCAAAGCCAGUUCAUGCUGAUGAAGUUCUUUGGACGUUAGAGGAUAAAAAGCUGGUAAGAAUAUGUCUUCCAAAGGCCGAACCAUCUGCAUCGAACUGUUGGCACUCUCUUCUUGUCGGCCAGUAUGAAGCAAACCUUUUCCAGCAAGAUGAAAUGCAGAAAAAGCUCACUUUACAGCGUUUCCAGUACGAGGUAAAGAAACAGUUCACUAUGGAUCGCUUGUGACAAGGAGAGAAUUGAUGAUAAUCCUGGCAUGGAUUUUAGUGGUGCAAAAAUUACUGGAAACUAUGAUAAAGGUGGACCUGAAUUGGAUAAGGCUUGAUACAAGUUACUUUAAGAACUGGUUUGUUUGGCAGAUAAAGCAUUAUUUCAUCUGGCAGUAAAACCACAGAACUUCGAUGCUAGCACAGGACUUAAUAUAUGAGACGAUACGGGUGACUGGGAGGCAAUCUUUUCUGUCUAAUGGUGGACCCUUUAUCUCAUGGACAUACUGGGAAACUAACCCCAGAACCUUGGAGACGACAGGAGCUGAUGCUUUCAUUGCAUCACCCAAUCAGCCAGAGGGCAAUUUGUGACCCCCAUGCUUGGAUUGCUUGUUUGGCGUGGCCUGGCAACAACUUGAAUCCAUUGGUGCUAGUUGUGACUUCAAGAAAGCUAAUGUAAUGAUAUUGGACUUCUGUAACAUUUGUGUCAAGUCUUCCAGGUUUUAGGUUCACAUAGAUGUGACACAAUAAAAAACAUGGCUGUCAUCACCAAAA